AUGACGAUCAGUAAUCACUCUUCCGCGACGUCGCUCUCCAGAUACGCCAUGGCUCGGUCACCAGGGGACGACAUCUACAAUGGCAGUGUAUCCAGGGACUUCUGCAAUUCAUUCUGGGGCCCGAAUGAAGCAGGUGUCAAUGUCUUGUGUGCUCGUAUGCGGGGUGCUGAGCGUACGACGGACGAGCUGAGAAAUUUUUGGAAAGAGAGGUCUGUUCUCGAGGAAGAGUAUGGGAAUCGCCUUAUGGAACUGUCCAAAAGGGUAAUAGGCAGGGACGAGAUUGGUGACCUCCGUAACGUCCUUGAUACAGUGAAACUUGAGACAGAGAAACAGGCAGCAGCACACAUCGACCUAGCGACCAAAAUCCGCUCUGAACUCGGGAAGCCUACUACCGAACUCUUGAACAAGCAAUCCGACCAUCGAAAGAACGUUCAGGGCCCCAUGGGGAAGAGGUUCAAGCUGAAGCUAUUGCAAGAGUCGUAUGUGGCAAAGGCUCGGGAAAAGUACCAGAAUGACUGUCAGCGCAUCGAUUCGUACGCGAAGCAGAUCGAAGUCAACUCUGGCAAGGACGUCGAACGACUGCAAGCUAAGCUGAACCGAUAUAAGCAGACCGUCCAGGCCAACGAGAAGGACUACGCAGCAUAUACAGACAAGCUCAAAGAAAUGACGGUGGCAUGGGAGUUGGAAUGGAGAAACUUUUGCGAUGAAACCCAAACGAUGGAGGAGCAGAGAAUGGAGUCCAUGAAGGACACGCUGUGGGCAUACGCUAAUCUUGUCUCGACGGUCUGCGUUUCUGACGAUAUAUCAUGCGAGGCCAUUCGGACCCAUCUCGACCAAUUCGAAGCCGACCGGGACAUUGAGAACUUUGUCAACGACUAUGGGACGGGGAACAGGAUGCAUGCCCCGCCCACAUUCGCACCUUUCUCGUCCUCGGAAUCAUCGCCUGUUGCUGGACCCAGUGUAUCGACAUCGACGCGUCUUGCGAAGUUUAAUCGCAGAAAGAGAAGUGCGUCAGCAGUGCCGACGCGGAAACUGUCAAUGAGGCAGCCUUCGAACGAGCCGUUACUCCCUCCUCAGGUGAAUCCGUCGCCUCAGAAGCAGGGUAAUCCUCCACCAGCAGCUAUGACGAAGCAGCCUCGAGCAUCGUUACCGCUCCCUGAACAGACUUCCAAUGGGAAGCCAGUUCCGGGGUCGACUCCCCCAUCACCUCCACCGAACGAAGGAGUUGGGAUAUUGUUUUAUGUCAAGGCACUUUACGACUAUACGGCUACGAUUGAUGAAGAAUUCGACUUUCAAGCGGGUGAUGUCAUAGCUGUGACGGCUACGCCGGACGAUGGAUGGUGGAGCGGAGAGCUUCUGGAUGAGGCGAGGAGGGAAGAGGGCAGACAUAUCUUUCCAAGCAAUUUUGUUUGCUUGUUUUGA
Molecule: messenger RNA, 1422 nt
Organism: Desarmillaria tabescens
Lineage: Eukaryota; Fungi; Basidiomycota; Agaricomycetes; Agaricales; Physalacriaceae
Exons: 5
Coding region: 1-1422 (473 amino acids)
Biological process (GO): cytoskeleton organization
Cellular component (GO): cytoplasmic side of plasma membrane; cytoplasm; plasma membrane
Molecular function (GO): protein binding; phospholipid binding
Source: RefSeq, a predicted model, not a curated record